Parnassius apollo (apollo) is the source of this 1011-nucleotide messenger RNA. Lineage: Eukaryota; Metazoa; Arthropoda; Insecta; Lepidoptera; Papilionidae. The record is from the annotation of a GenBank genome assembly.
AUGAGGUGCACCCUUCUAAAGAGAUUUUCUGUUAGUAAGGCGAUAAAUAACGCUAGACGUUAUCAUAGUCCUGAUUAUAAUUUUGAUCUUACAAAUCAUAAUUUGAGCGUGCAACAGGAACAAAAGAAUGCUCUACAAAGAACAUCGGAAGAUUUAUCCAUAAUUACUUCAUAUUUUCCAAAGUCAUUUAAUUUUGCUGCGUAUGUUAAUAGUUCAAAUACAUUGCAGACUUUACUUCACUUAAAUGUAAAUCUUAGCAAAAUUGAGAAGAAACCUUUUGUUGCUGAGAAAAUAUUAAAGUUAAAUUUUGAAGAAGAGAAUACUAAAGAGAUUCUUUUGUUUAUUAAGGAUUAUGUAGGUGUGGAAUAUAUUGGUCAUUUUUUAACAAAAAAUCCUUUAAUUUUGUUUGAAACUGCAGAAGACCUGAAGAUAAGAGUAAACUACUUAGAAUCAAAAAAAUUUCAAAAUGAAUCAAUAAGAAAAAUAAUUACACAGAAUCCAUUUUGGCUUAUGUUCAGCACAAUAAGAAUUGAUAAACGAUUAGGUUAUUACCAAGAGAAAUUUAAAUUGUGUGGUAGUGAAGUAAGGUACUUAGCAACUAAACAACCAAAUUUAAUUACAUACAAUCUCCAUCAUAUUCAAACAAAUUCUUUUGUUAUUAAAGAAGAAAUGGGAUUUAAUGAUAAUGAAGUGAAGGAAUUAAUUUUAAAAAUACCAAAAGUAUGGAUGAUAAAUCAACAUUCAUUACUUGAAAGAUUCAAUUAUGUUCACAAUGUAAUGAAAAUACCACAUGAAAAAGUAUUACAUUAUCCAAAUAUAUUACUAUGUAGGAAUUUUAAAGUAAAACAAAGGCAUAUAUUUUUGGAAAAAUUGGGCAGAGCUCAAUAUGAUGCAACAAAAGAAAACUAUGUUCCAUUAUCUGCUUUAAUUGAAGGUACAGAUCAGGAUUUUUGCAGAACAUAUGCUAAAUGUCUUGUCGAUGACUUUAACACAUUUUUAAAAACUAUGUGA